UUGUAUUUUCAGCAGCGAAAAUUCCUGCAAUUCGUGACGGGCUCGCCGAAACUUCCGGUUGGCGGUUUUCGUUCACUGAAUCCGCCACUUACAGUUGUCAAGAAAUCGGGCUCUUAUGGCAACAGUGAUGUGGAACUCCCAUCUGCAAUGACGUGUUACAAUUAUUUGAAAAUUCCGGCAUACAGCAGUUAUGAAGUGUUCCAAAGUAGAUUUGAAGUGGCGCUGCGUUUUAUCUACAGUUUUCACCUGACAUAA
This is a messenger RNA of Gongylonema pulchrum, 255 nucleotides long. Lineage: Eukaryota; Metazoa; Nematoda; Chromadorea; Rhabditida; Gongylonematidae. The record is from the annotation of a GenBank genome assembly.